Molecule: messenger RNA, 771 nt
Organism: Branchiostoma belcheri (Belcher's lancelet)
Lineage: Eukaryota; Metazoa; Chordata; Leptocardii; Amphioxiformes; Branchiostomatidae
Exons: 2
Coding region: 88-771 (227 amino acids)
Source: RefSeq, a predicted model, not a curated record
GGACUCUAGUUUUUUAUAUUUUUUUCCUUCCCCUGGGUUUACCUUGGCCCCUCGGAACUCUCUCCGUCCCGAGUUUUACCCCCGACCAUGUUUGGAGCCGGCAAGAGAAAGAUUAAACUCCCCGCGCGAUACGCCGCGUCUCCUGCGGAGGACGACCCUGAAUGGCUUUCGACUCCAACAGACAACCUCGCGGAGCAGCUAGACAACGAAAUUUUAGACGUUUCCAGACGCAUAGAGCAAAUGAAGGUCGACAUGGGCCUGGAAAACCGGACGGAAUCCACGUCUACCCCCCUCCCCACGCACGGCGACGUCAUCGGUCAUCGGUCGACCAUCCCAGAAGCCCUUGCGCAAGAUCCUCAAGAUGGCCGCCACCAGCGCCUUUCAACAAGAGCUCCUAAGCCCAUCGCCCCACCGGAUGGCCACUAUCCAACCUUGCGUGAGGUCCGGGCGUUUCACAAGGCGCAUAACGACCCGUCCACUUUCACACAGCAUUUCCCGAGGCAGACAGGCGGGACUCACGUCGCCGAUACGAUCCGAAGCUCUGACGGACGUCCCAUGCAGUUCAACCUUCAAUACGUCUCUGACGAGGACGCGCACCCGCCGGCCCAAGAUCACAUAGCCGCUUCGGGUACCCUUCACGUCCAUGCCUGCAAGUUCUGUGCCAGACACAGACCUGGGGUUGAUGCUGGACACCCUGCCAAGUUCUGUCCUUAUAACCGGGACCGCGGCCGACAGGGCAACCACGCAGCCGCAAGGGACACUCUUGCCUGA